AUGACGCUGCUCGCGAUGAGGUCAAGAUCAAAGCACAUUCGCCUCGCAGACAAGUACCUUGUGUUGAAUGGCACAAGUACCAUCUAUAUCGAUCCAGACACCUGCACAGCCCUCAAGGAUCCUCGAGUGGAGUACCGUCAGGUCAACCUCAACUUCGCCUCCAACCUCUCGAAAGUCUAUUAUCAUCCUAGGGGUGUCUCGUACGACAUUGUCUUCGACUUCACAAGAGAAGGUAUCGGUCAGCCAGACGUACCUGAAGAGCUGCUUUUGGAGCGAACUGCCAAGCUGGCCAAGUCCAUUGCAUCCGUUUCACUUCGCAGAGGUGUCAAGGCCCACAUCAGAGACACUGUCGCCUUCAACACAGUCGACUCCAACGCCCCGCCAGCCACAGAGUCGGAUGCUAUCAAGUCUAAAGGAGCUCGAGGCUACUGGUGGUCUGCCGAGGUCGUUGGUCCCUUUGUCUUCUACGGCUCGAUCCCCUCUCGCUACGCUCUCGGCAAUGUCUACCACUAUCUGGGCGAAACAAUGAAGCUUUUGUGGGGCCCAGACCUUCGCAUUAACACAAUCUACGUUGAUGACUGGUGUCCAGCAGCAUGGAAGCUCGUCCAGUGGAUCUCAUCAAGACCUCGUUCCGAAGCAAAUCAGCUGGCUGGAGAAGACCUUCCACCAGUCCGGAUUAAGGACAUAACCCAAGACUCCCCUCGAGAGAAAGUAGACCCAGAAUGCUGUCCACGCUGUGACACUCCUCGAGCACCCGUCUUCAACCUCGUCGACGAUACCGACCUGAAUCAGGGCAAGCUUCUUCGGAUGAUUGGGGAGAGCUUCAAGAUUGAAACAGGCUUUGUCAAUGCUUUCAUCAAUGCGUAUGCUCGGGUGGAUCUUUCAGGCGCUGCAGACUAUAUUACCGAGAAGCACGCAAGAGCUAUCGCAGAGAUCGUCCAAAAAACGGGAAUAGACAAUGUUGCUUUGAAGGGUUGA
Ustilago hordei is the source of this 978-nucleotide messenger RNA. RefSeq lists its product as uncharacterized. Lineage: Eukaryota; Fungi; Basidiomycota; Ustilaginomycetes; Ustilaginales; Ustilaginaceae. The transcript has 2 exons. The record is from RefSeq and is a predicted model, not a curated record. The coding region runs from base 1 to 978 and encodes 325 amino acids.